Molecule: messenger RNA, 2143 nt
Organism: Papaver somniferum (opium poppy)
Lineage: Eukaryota; Viridiplantae; Streptophyta; Magnoliopsida; Ranunculales; Papaveraceae
Product: probable aldehyde dehydrogenase
Exons: 16
Coding region: 126-1778 (550 amino acids)
Cellular component (GO): mitochondrion
Molecular function (GO): aldehyde dehydrogenase (NAD+) activity; L-glutamate gamma-semialdehyde dehydrogenase (NAD+) activity
Source: RefSeq, a predicted model, not a curated record
UAUAUGUACCUUGCUAAAAAGAUGUCCAGAAUAGACAAAGUAUAAGCAUUAGUCACUGUGUUUUUUUCAUUUUCAUUGUAAAGAUUUUCUUAGGGUUUUAGAAACAAUCAAGAUUAUUGGAGAAAAUGCAGAGAUUUGCAAGAAGUAGAGCCCCUAAACAAGCUAUUAACUGGCUAUGUUCAUCACUCAACCAAUCGAGAUCUUUCCAAACACCAUCAUUUGCUACCGUAGAUGCUGAAGGGAUCUCAGGCUCCCAACCUGCUGAAGUAAGCAAUUUGGUCCAGGGUAGCUGGACAAAGACAUCUAAUUGGAGUACAGUAUUGGAUCCGUUAAAUGGAGAACCGUUCAUUAAAGUUGCCGAUGUAGAUGAAACUGGGCUGCAGCCAUUUGUGGAGAGCUUAUCUAAGUGUCCGAAACAUGGCCUUCACAAUCCAUUUAAAUCUCCAGAAAGAUAUCUUAUGUUUGGAGACAUAUCGACGAAAGUGGCUCACAUGCUUUCACAACCUGAUGUUUCGAAUUUCUUCAUAAGGUUGAUACAACGGGUUUCUCCAAAGAGCUAUCACCAAGCCCAUGCGGAGGUUUUCGUAACCCAGAAAUUUUUUGAGAACUUUUGUGGCGACCAGGUUCGUUUUCUGGCAAGGUCUUUUGCAGUACCUGGGAAUCAUCUUGGGCAACAAAGUCAUGGUUUCCGUUGGCCAUAUGGUCCAGUUACAAUUAUUACUCCUUUCAAUUUUCCUCUGGAGAUUCCUGUAUUGCAAUUGAUGGGUGCACUUUAUAUGGGCAACAAAGUUCUUCUAAAAGUAGAUGGCAAGGUCAGCAUUGUGAUGGAGCAAACGCUACGGCUUCUCCACGAGUGUGGGUUAAGUAUGGAUGACGUUGACUUCAUCAAUUCUGAUGGAAAGACAAUGAACAAACUGUUGCUGGAGGCAAAGCCACAAAUGACUCUUUUUACCGGAAGCUCACGAGUAGCGGAGAAGUUGGCUGUUGACCUAAGGGGACGUGUUAAGUUGGAAGAUGCUGGUUUUGACUGGAAAAUCCUGGGCCCUGAUGUUCAAGAGGUCGAUUACACUGCAUGGGUUUGUGAUCAGGAUGCAUAUGCAUGUAGUGGCCAAAAAUGCUCUGCAACAUCAAUCCUUUUCAUGCAUGAGAACUGGGCGUCAAGUCCACUCAUUUCAAAAAUGAAGUCUCUUGCUGAAAGAAGGAAGCUAGAAGAUUUAACUGUUGGUCCAGUCCUUACUGUAACAACAGAAACAAUGCUCGGACACAUGAAGAAGUUGCUUGAGAUACCGGGAUCAAAGCUACUCUUUGGGGGUGAACCAUUAGAAAACCAUUCGAUUCCAAAUAUAUAUGGUGCUAUAAAGCCAACUGCUGUUUAUGUUCCCUGUGAAGAAAUAUUGAAGGAGGGCAAUUUUGAGCUUGUCACAAGAGAAAUUUUUGGACCAUUCCAGGUGGUCACUGACUAUAAAGAUGGCCAGCUACAAAUGGUCUUGGAUGCACUUGAGAAAAUGGAGGCACACUUAACUGCUGCAGUUGUUUCAAACGAUCUCCUAUUUUUGCAGAAAGUUAUUGGGAACUCCGUUAACGGUACAACUUAUGCUGGAAUGCGAGCCCGGACAACAGGUGCUCCACAGAAUCAUUGGUUUGGACCUGCUGGAGACCCUAGAGGUGCAGGAAUUGGAACCCCUGAAGCAAUAAAGCUUGUCUGGUCUUGUCACAGAGAAAUCAUAUACGAUGUUGGCCCCGUGCCUCAUCAAUGGCAAAUUCCACCAUCAACUUGAGUAACGAGUCACCAAGAUCUGAAUAGGAAGCGGAUAUCUGGAGAAUAAUUGAGAUCAGUCUAGUAGGUGGAUGGACUAUUAUCCAGCUUCUGGCGACGACUUGGAAAUAAACUAUUAGAUAAAGAACUUAUUAGAUGUUAGUACAGAGCAUUAGAAUGUCAACCUUGUUGAGCAUUUCUGUCACAUGCAGAACAGGAAGUUAUUCCACGAAAACAUUGGAGAGUAGUUUCAUAAGUUCACUGGUUUGUGUGGAACGGCCAAUCGACAAAUAAUUAUCAUUUCUGAAUAAAAAUACUCUUAUAGUGUUUGCAUAGACUACAAUGCAACGGAUUGACAAGUUAACUAUUUUCCUUUUUUCAUAGGCC